AUGUCUGUCAUCUUAGCUUCGGCAGGGUACGACCAUACAAUACGAUUCUGGGACGCUUUGACGGGGGUCUGUUCUCGGACAAUUGCUCAUGCAGAUUCGCAAGUCAACCGAUUGGAGAUAACAUCGGAUAAACGAUACCUUGCUGCCGCAGGAAACUUGUAUGUGCGGCUCUACGAUAUAAGACAGAAUGGCUCAGCCGGUAAUGGGUCGGUCUCGAACGGUGCUGCAGCGGUGGGGUCCUCAUCCAACAACAGCAAUUCGAAUAACAACAAUAACCCUGUGAUGACUUUUGAAGGCCACACGACAAACGUCACCUCUCUAGCGUUCCAAGCAGAGAAUAAAUGGAUGGUCACUUCGAGUGAGGAUGGCACGGUUAAAGUAUGGGAUGUGAGAUCGCCUUCUGUGCAGAGAAACUUUAAGCACAACUGCCCCGUGAACGAAGUAGUCAUUCACCCAAAUCAAGGCGAAUUGAUCAGCUGCGACCAAGAUGGCAAUAUCCGGGUGUGGGACUUGGGGGAGAAUCAGUGCACUCACCACUUGAUCCCCGAGGACGAUGUCCCUAUCAACUCGUUGAGUGUCGCUAGCGACGGAUCGAUGCUCGUGGCGGGAAACAACCUCGGCAACUGCUAUGUGUGGCACAUGCAAAACGACAAAGAUUUAACGUCAUUGACACCCGUCACCAAAUUCCGAUCGCAUCUGAAAUAUAUCACGAGGGUCUUGUUGAGCACCGACAUGAAGCAUUUGGCUACUUGCUCUGCUGACCACACGGCAAGAAUAUGGUCAACUGAACAGAAUUUCGCUUUGGAAACUACGCUUCAAGGCCACCAGCGGUGGGUUUGGGAUUGCGCGUUUAGUGCCGAUAGUGCUUACUUAGUCACUGCGUGUUCUGACCAUUAUGUCAGACUAUGGGAUUUGUCAAAUAGCGAGACGGUGAGACAAUAUAAUGGACAUCACAAGGGAGCUGUAUGCGUUGCAUUAAACGAUGUUUAA
Messenger RNA from Lodderomyces beijingensis, 990 nucleotides. The record is from the annotation of a GenBank genome assembly. Lineage: Eukaryota; Fungi; Ascomycota; Pichiomycetes; Serinales; Debaryomycetaceae.